Messenger RNA from Auanema sp. JU1783, 885 nucleotides. The record is from the annotation of a GenBank genome assembly. NCBI's taxonomy places the organism in Eukaryota, Metazoa, Nematoda, Chromadorea, Rhabditida, Rhabditidae.
AUGCUGUUUAACAACAGACGCGGCCUCGUAGCAUCAUUAUUGCCAUUAAGUUUAGUGUCGAAGCUCAUAUAUAUGUUUGUAGAGAUGUCUGACUCUCGAAGGAAACGAUCUCGUUCACGAUCUCCUGUUAGAUCACACAAAAGUGCUCCGGUUAACAUGCUUGAUCCCGAAGCGUUAGCUUCACUAGGCUCAGGCAGAAGAGAGAAGAAACCCAGAAAUGACAAUAGCAGUUUUUCGAAUCCUAAAAGUGACCGUGAUCGAGGAUCUAUAAACGAUCGUGGGAAUGGGAGAAAUUACCAAGGAGGAAAUCGCUAUGAUAAUAGAAGAAAUUUUCCAGAUAAUAACAGAAGAGGGAUCCGCAAUCGUUUGUCGUAUUCAAAUGACCGUAGAAGUGAUGAACAUGAUGAUAAGAAAAAUGGAUUGUUCAGGGAAUCCGACAAUAAGCCUGUCCAAGUUUUGGUUGAUCCUACAGCAGUACCGAGAGCCAAAGCUUUCUUUACCCAUGACGACAGAGGAGGCGACGAUCGCUGGAGGGGGAGAAAUGCUUAUGAUCCUCGCAUAGAUUUCGGUCCACGUCGUGAACGGCGAGGGGAAAUUUACGGAUAUCGAAGAAAUGAAAGACAAAAUCGAUAUGAUAAGGACUGGCAAAGUCGAGAUAAACCGAGACCAAACAAAAGUUAUCGGGAACCUUCGAAAGCUGAUGGGAUGUGGACUCAUGAUCUUUAUGAUGGAGAAGAUAAAAAAGAUAAAGAAGAAGACAUCAACGAUAAGACUAAAGUAACUGAGGAAAGAGGAGAAGAUGAAGAUAACAGGGAUAAGGACGAUGACGAAAAAGAUCAAGACAAUGAUACAGAUUCUGAAGACGAGCGGAAGUCACCUAACUAA